UAAUGCAGUGACGCGUUCGUCAAGUAGCAAUAAUUUAUUAUUAUUCGGUGGAUUGUACCUGCAUUGUUGAUUGGGGUAGAAUUUUUCAGCACAAGACAUCAAAGAAAAAGGAAAUGAAACAAAACAAACAUACAUUACGUAAUUGAGUUACAUAACACGUGCAUACGUAUGCGCCCAUGAACCAACUGCCCUGAGAUAGCUGUAUGCAACUUAAAUUAGUAUCAUCGUAUUCUUGGAUUAGUAUCGGAGUACCGUUUGUUGAAUAAGUGACCAAGUUUAGCGUCUUCGUUUACUUUAUUAUCAAACUGUGGUGGUGGAAUAAAUUGUUGGUAGCUUCAUAUUGGUAUUCUGGUUUCAACAAGUGAGACGAUAAGAUUACUUCGCGAAAUAUAGAAAAAUAAAAAUAACUACAAUGAGCGACUGGCUGAUUGUUGGAAUAUCCGGAGUUACGUGCAGCGGGAAAACGACUCUGUCUAAAGAAAUAAAUGCCAAGUUAACCAACUCUGUAGUUAUAAGUCAAGAUGAUUAUUUCCUACCGACAGAUAGCCCACGGCACACUUUUAUACCUGAAUUGAAUCAUAUUAACAUGGACAUAAUCAGCAGCUUGGAUAUGGAAAAAAUGCACAAUGACAUAUUGCAAGUAAUUCAGGAUUUUGAAACGGGAAAUGGCGAUGGGAACUGUAGAACUACUAGGAGAGUAUUGAUCGUUGAAGGAUUUCUCAUUUUUAGCUACAAACCAAUAUCAGAUUUGACCAAUUUAAAGUAUUUUAUUACCCUUGACAAGGAUGAGUGCUGGAAGAGGCGAGAACUUCGCACGUACCUUCCACCAGACGUUCCGGGUUAUUAUGAAAAAAUUGUAUGGCCAGAAUACUUGAAACAUAAGUCAGAAAUAAUAAAUGACAGUAGUUUGAGCGAGGUUAAAUUUAUCGAUGGAUCAAGAUCAAAAAAAGAUAUAUUCGAUGAGGUUUACAGUGCAAUUAAGUGCCUAAUGUGUAAAGAAUGUAGCGAAUGUACACAGAGCUUGUAGAGUUCCUCAUGAAAUUAUAGGUGGAUAAAUGAUGAUUUGUAUUGUUAUAAUAUAAAUAAAAAGAAAACCUACAAGUUUUCCUUAGAGCGCAAUUGAAUAAAUACAUUAUCGAAUGUGCAUUCAAUAA
Molecule: messenger RNA, 1154 nt
Organism: Neodiprion virginianus
Lineage: Eukaryota; Metazoa; Arthropoda; Insecta; Hymenoptera; Diprionidae
Gene: Nrk1
Product: nicotinamide riboside kinase 1
Exons: 1
Coding region: 413-1027 (204 amino acids)
Cellular component (GO): cytoplasm
Source: RefSeq, a predicted model, not a curated record